AAAAAAAAUAUUUUGAUUACAAAGAAUUGGACUUCCCACAUUAACGGUGGUAUCAUCUAAUUUCAACAUUUUAUUUCAUUUGCUGACGUAUUAUAUAUAUAAAGUUAAAAAAAUAAUAAUUUUUACUUUAGAAAUGGAUCAGAAAAGUGGAUCAAAUUAUUUACAUCCUUUAACAUUGGAGUCUCAACUCUUCCUAAACUCUUUGGAAACAUAUAGCCAAAAGUACAAUCAAAUUGAUGCAAACUUGUGUGAUAUGUUGAAUAAUAUUGUGCUCGGUAUACAAAAGUUUUUGGAUCAAAAUCCAGAGCCAAUUGUGGCUACCGAUAAAACUAAGUUGGUGCAACGCAAUGAUCUUUCAGCAAUCCAGAGUAUUUAUCAUUGUAACAUUUGCAAGAAGGACUUGGGUAAAACGGCUGACAAAGCAGCGUUACAUUUGGCUGAGAGGCAUGAGAGUAAACCCAAUCCGAUCAACAGGGAGAAGAAAAAAGCACAAAAGAAGGCGGCCGAAACAAAGCUGAACAAAUUACCGAAGAAGGGUAGAGCUUUGCUUAUGAGCGACUUUGCAAAAUUUUUCGCCGACCAAUUGCAAGUUGCAGAAAAAAUCAAACAAAUACCAGAAUAUGAAGUCAUAGAAAAUACGUUGCUAACAGCGAUAAAAAAGGCGGUUCCUGACAAAAGUAUCAAAUUGUAUAAAUUUGGUUCACGUAUGACCGGCAUAGGAGCGCGUCACUCGGAUUUGGAUAUCUACGUUGAUAUUGGUGGACAUUUUAAUGUUUACGAGCAAACUCCCAGCGCCGAUACGCUUAGUAUCUAUGAUCGUAUUUAUCAAGUCAUUAAGAAAAGCACUAUCGACUGGGAUCAGAUACGUGCAAUUCGCGCUGCACGUGUACCUAUAAUACGUAUGACUAAUAGAAAGACUAAUAUUGAAUGCGAUGUCGGAAUUUCCAACAGCCUUAGUUAUUGCAAUACUCAAUUAUUGGAAUAUAUCUUUCAACAGCAGCCAUUGGCACGUCGACUUUGCAUUUUUAUGAAAAAGUGGUUGGAGCGUACGCGUUUGAAUGAACAUAUCACAACAUAUUGCAUGUCUUUGAUGGUCUUUUAUUAUCUACAAAUCAAGAAUUGUAUGCCUUCAAUCGAGACGUUGCAGAAGAAUAUGUUAGCCAAUGUUUUGGUUGGACCUUGGAUUGGCAACUUUAAUAACAUACCAUUCAACACUUUGAACAUUGAAGAGAUUAGUGUCAGUCCGUCUAGUUGCAAGCGACACAUUCGAGAUUUUUGUCAAUAUUACGCAACUUUCAAAUACGAAUCGCAUGUGGUCUGCCCUUACUUUGGACGUCCUAAUGUGGAAAUUAAGAAUUUCGAAAACUUGAUGCCAGAACGUUAUACCAAUUUUAUUAAAGAUGACAACUCAGCUAAAAAGGAGUGGGGUUUACAGCUUAAUGCACAAAUGGUCGUACAGGAUCCUCUCCAGUUGAAUCAUAAUGUUGCAAAGCGUUGUAGCAAAGUGCAUCUUAAAGAAUUGAUAGACUAUUUAAAACAAUCUGUCGAAAUUUUAGUUGAUUAAAAUUAGAUAUAUAUUUUGUAAUUAUCAUUUCAUUUCCUUCACAAGAAUUUGUGUUUAUUUUUUUGUUUUUGUACGUUGAAUUAUUGUCUAUUAACCUUACCAUACACUAUCCAUGUAUAAUAAAUAUGAUUUUUGUACGAAUAUAAAUGAAGUGUCAGUUGGAGACACUAGUGAAAUCAGUACAAAUAUUAUGCUUAGAUAUCGAACACAAUAUGUGAUUUAUAACUACAUACAUACAUAUGUACAUUUACCAAAUUACAAAAUACAUGUUUGUAAUAAAACUUGUAAAAGUAAAAAAUAAAGGUGCUGAAAUUUGAAA
Messenger RNA from Zeugodacus cucurbitae (melon fly), 1883 nucleotides. It is a transcript of the gene Tailor, whose product is annotated as terminal uridylyltransferase Tailor. Bases 134 to 1564 code for a protein of 476 amino acids. Gene Ontology annotation, biological process: mRNA 3'-end processing; mitochondrial mRNA polyadenylation. Gene Ontology annotation, molecular function: poly(A) RNA polymerase activity. The record is from RefSeq and is a predicted model, not a curated record. The transcript is spliced from 7 exons. NCBI's taxonomy places the organism in Eukaryota, Metazoa, Arthropoda, Insecta, Diptera, Tephritidae.